Molecule: messenger RNA, 1098 nt
Organism: Echinostoma caproni
Lineage: Eukaryota; Metazoa; Platyhelminthes; Trematoda; Plagiorchiida; Echinostomatidae
Source: the annotation of a GenBank genome assembly
AUGGACGCGGAACUUCGCUGUCCCGCUUGUCGACGCUAUUUUCACUGCCCUCUAUUAUUACCCUGUGGACAUUCAUUGUGCACUGCUUGUGCUGCCAGUUCUCUACUCCCGGCCGCGGAACCCACUGUGGCCGCAUCCAUUCACACCACUCUGGCAUUGCUAUCCUCCACGGAAGGAUAUCGAGCCUUGAUUCCUGGUGCUUCGUAUUCCUCCUCGUCCUCUGCCUCGUCAACCGCUGGAAGCAGUAUUCUUAGUGUGGUCAGUGAAACAGAUUCCGGGGUUGUGGUCAGUAGUCGGCCAGGAAGUUAUAUAGGUCGUCUACCGGCCAUCCUCUGCCAUAUCACUGUUCCUCUCCCCACGACAAUCAAUUUAAACGUGAUCACUCACGGACUAAUUUGUCCCUCGUGCAACCGAACCGUUGGUUUGCUAGAUGAGCAUGGUUUGAGUCAGUUGCCAAGAAACAAAGCCCUCGAACGAGUAAUCGGAAAAUUUGUCAAUCCUGAACUGUUGCAGGAAAAACCCACGGUCGAGAUUGGCACAUUCCCCCUGCUCCCCCCGUCCGAUCCAAUAUCCAGACCGGGUGGCCCUUUGUGUCAGUUGUGCGAGUGCCNNNCACUGGCAACCACUUGGUGUGAACAGUGUGAGAUUUUCUACUGUACUCCAUGUCGUGAACGAUGUCAUCCGUCUCGUGGCCCGUUGAUGCGUCACUGUUUGCACACAGCCACAAAAGGUGUGGAGCUGGCCAAACAAAAACGUCAAAAUCAACCUGACCCCUGUCCGGUGCAUCCACACGUGUUGAUCAAUUUAUUCUGUGUACAGUGCCAGAUACAGGUGUGCAGUGAUCACGGAAAACACGAAGUUCAACCGCUGAACACGAUUUGUAAAGCUCGAAAGGUGAGUAUGAUACCGACCGUGGUAUUUGAGUCGGAAUCUCGCAAUCAUGUAAGCCCACUGCGUGUGUUUGAUUUCACCGAUGUAUUGAAAAGUAUUGUUUGUAAUAUGAAAAGUCAGCGAGCGACACGGAUGGCUUGGGUUUUGCAUUAUUUUGUAUACCAUAAUCAUAUCUCCUCUGAUGUGCCGGUAGUGACUGGAAUGUAA